This is a messenger RNA of Candida tropicalis MYA-3404, 1764 nucleotides long. It is a transcript of the gene MSS11, whose product is annotated as Mss11p. The coding region runs from base 1 to 1764 and encodes 587 amino acids. Gene Ontology annotation, molecular function: protein binding. NCBI's taxonomy places the organism in Eukaryota, Fungi, Ascomycota, Pichiomycetes, Serinales, Debaryomycetaceae. The transcript has a single exon. The record is from RefSeq and is a predicted model, not a curated record.
AUGUCAAAACUUCCUCAGCGACAACAGCAAAACUACCAAUCAGGGUCACCGUCUAUUUCCGACAAGGAAUCAAACGAUUCACAUCAAUUAUUAUUGGCUCAUUUGUAUAAUUACUUCAGAAGUAAUGGAUUGAAUGAUUCUGCAGAGGCUCUAUUAAGAGAAUGCAAUAAUUCCAUACCCAAAUCUGCCAAUGGCAUGUUUUCUUUGGGCAAUUCAGAUUUACAAACUGACAACACCUUCUUGGAUGAAUGGUGGAGUUUAUUAUGGUCCUUACAAUCAUCUGUUCACCAGAAUCCGAAUCCUAUGGGGAGCCAACAAAGAAUGUUGACUCCACAACAACAGAUGAUUUUACAACAAAGAAUGUUUCAACAGCAACAGCAGCAACAACAACAAUUACAACAACAAAGGUUGCAACAACAAGCUCUAAUACAACAACAGCAACAGCAACGUAUAAUUGCAUCACGUCAGCAACAACAACAACAACAACAGCAGCAACAAAAUGCACCACCACCUCAAAAUAUUCCUAAUAAAUCACCAGCUGUUGGUCUGAUGGGUCCACCUAAUAUGAAUUUACAAGCGAAGGCAUCUCCAAGUAUGGAUCAAUUACAAUCUCAGGCAAGGUUACAACAAUUGAAAUUGCAAUUUCAACAGCAACAACAGCAACAACAGCAGCAGAUUCAAAUGCAAAUUCAACAACAACAACAACAGCAGCAACAGCAACAGCAACAACAAAUGGGAAGGUCUCCUGUCGUUAAUUCCAAUGGACAACCGCCCCAUCAAUCUCCUCAACCACCUGCACAAAACCAACCAACUCCUGCAAAUAAAGCUGUUUCUCCAAAGUUGCAUAGACAUUCAAUGGACGAGUACCUGAUGAAUUUGUUGCAAAUUGAAAACCAAAGUAACUUACAAAGGCAAAGAUUCAACCAAGCUCAGCAACAGCAACAACAACAACAACUGCAAAAUGAGCAAUCAUUUGGACCUAAACAGGGAAAGCCACCUACUCAACAACAAUUGAGGAGACAACUGACUCAGUCUCAGAAACAACGUCCACCUCCAAGACAACCACAAGCGACUCAAUCAUUUACUGCACCUGGUGAAAGAAAAGCUUCCUUUGACGGAAUGUUUCCCGUGCAGAAUCAAGGUAUGUACCCACCUGGCCCUCCAGGUGGACCACCACUUGCUGGACAAACACAACCAAUGCCUCAACAACAGCAGCAGGCACGACCACCACAGCAACAACAACCACAAUUGCAAAGACAACCACCUCCACAGCAACAACAACCUCAAACUCAAACUCAGUCCCAACCUCAACAGCAGCCUCCGCCUCCUCUGCAACAACAACAACAACAACAACAACAACACCCUCCACCUCACCAGCCAUCACAACAGCAACAACAACAAGGACGUGACGGACCAAACAAACAGGAACCUAAUCUGUUAUUAGAUGAUACCUUUUUCCUGGGUAACUUGCUUUUGGACGAGUUCAAAGAGUUUACAUCUAAUAAUAUGGAUGAAAGUCAGAAUAACCCACAGUUUAACACACCAUCUGAACGAAUGGGAUUUGGAAUGACACCAAACCAACAACAAAUGCAAAAUAUGGGGCCACCUCAACAACAGCAGCAACAACAACAACGUAUGCAAAUGAAUGCUUUUGAUGGUCUUGAAUUAGGUGGAUCCAUGGGCGAUGGUGGGAAUGAUGAUGUUGGACAAACAAUUACUACAGAUUGGUUAAGUCUGAUGGGAUCAGGGCCAGGUUAUGGAUGA